AUGGCUGCGGCUGCUGUCUGUGGAACCAAAAGAGCAUACUUCUUCGACGACGAAAUCACCUCCAGUAUCCCGCUUCUAAAACGUAUCCGCUGCACCUCUCCAGCUCCCAUCUGCCCACAACCAGCUCCAAAAGAAAACCCAGUUCCUAAUAACCCUGUUCCUGCCAAUGGCGAACAAUGGGUGGAGCUAUUAGUGAAAGAGAUGAUGAGCGCAACAAGCGUGGACGAUGCAAAAUCGCGGGCAGGGAAAGUCCUUGAGAUGCUUCAGAAAGUUAUUAGCGAUCGCGUGACAGAAGAGGCGGCGAAGAGUUUCGAAGCAGUGGAUCAUGCGAUAAAAGAAAGGGUCGAAGCUUUGAGCGAGGAGAAUGGAGUGCUGAAGCGGGCUGUGGUUAUUCAGCAUGAGAAGCUGAAGGAAGGGGAAGAGAAAAGGAAAGAAUUGGAGCAGUGUAAGGAGAUGGUAGGAAAGUAUCAGGAGAAGGUUAGGAUGCUUGAGGUUAACAAUUAUGCUUUGUCAGUGCAUUUGAAUCAAGCUUUGCAGGGAAAUUCCCUUGGUGGUGGGCGUUUUCAUCCUGAUGUGUACUAG
Dovyalis caffra is the source of this 582-nucleotide messenger RNA. Lineage: Eukaryota; Viridiplantae; Streptophyta; Magnoliopsida; Malpighiales; Salicaceae. The record is from the annotation of a GenBank genome assembly.